This is a messenger RNA of Elgaria multicarinata webbii, 978 nucleotides long. It is a transcript of the gene GPR119, whose product is annotated as G protein-coupled receptor 119. NCBI's taxonomy places the organism in Eukaryota, Metazoa, Chordata, Lepidosauria, Squamata, Anguidae. The transcript has a single exon. The record is from RefSeq and is a predicted model, not a curated record. Gene Ontology annotation, cellular component: cytoplasm; plasma membrane. Gene Ontology annotation, molecular function: G protein-coupled receptor activity; phosphatidylcholine binding. Gene Ontology annotation, biological process: adenylate cyclase-activating G protein-coupled receptor signaling pathway; regulation of metabolic process. The coding region runs from base 1 to 978 and encodes 325 amino acids.
AUGGGAAAUGUUAGCUUUGGGGUGAUCCUUGCUGUCUUGGCCUCACUCAUCAUGGCCAUCAACGCCGUUGUGGUCGUGGCGUUGGUACGGCUGAUCUGGAAAAGCGGCUGCCUUGGUCUGUGCUUCGUCUUAAACCUUGCUAUUGCCGACUCCUUGGUUGGCUUCACCAUCACGGGUCUGGUUGCUGAAGAGCUGUCCAGUUCUGAGCACCGGACCUCUCAAAAGUACUGCGUCCUGCGAAUGGCCUGUAUCACCUGCCCCUCGGCUGCCUCCAUCCUCACCGUUAUCCUGGUGGCCUUCGACAGGUACCUGGCCAUCAAGCAUCCUUUCCGGUACGUCAAAGUCAUGCGCAGUCCAGUCGUUGGGUCUUUUAUCGGAGGACUGUGGUUCCUGGCCUGCUUGAUCGGCUUCCUCCCGGUGAUUGCUCGUAGCUUCCAACAGCAGAGCUAUCAGGGACCGUGCACCUUCUUUGGAGUCUUCCAGCCCACCUACCUGCUCACUGUCUUCUGCGUCGGCUUCUUCCCGGCUUUCUUCAUCUUCAUCUACUUCCACUGCCACCUGCUGAAGAUUGCCUCUCUCCAUGUCCAGCAGAUUCGGGAACUGGAGCACAUCGGGUUGGCGGAGCCUCCGCCCUUGAGCGAAACCAAGGCUCUGCGCACGGUGGCCAUCCUCGUGGGCUGUUUUGCCCUCUCUUGGUCGCCCUUUUUCGUCGGGAGCAUGGUGCAGAUCACCUGCCGGCGCUGCGUCCUGCACCACCUCCUGGAGCGGUACCUCUGGGUGCUGGGCGUGUGCAACUCUCUGGUGAACCCCUUGGUUUACGCCUACUGGCAGAAGGACGUGCGCUUGCAGAUCUAUCAGAUGUGCCUGUGCGUGAAGAGCAAGGUCUUCCCGUUGUUCCGGGUGGACAGCCGCCCUCAUGCUCCCAGAGAGGCCGUGGCUUCGGUGCACACCAUCUCGCUGGCUCGGCUCGAAGAGUGA